This is a messenger RNA of Closterium sp. Naga37s-1, 672 nucleotides long. NCBI's taxonomy places the organism in Eukaryota, Viridiplantae, Streptophyta, Zygnematophyceae, Desmidiales, Closteriaceae. The record is from the annotation of a GenBank genome assembly.
CGAAUGAGGUGGGAGUGUCGCUGGCGUUGGGAGAAUCUGCCAUCAGAGGGACGACUGCUGGCGGCGGCACCGACCCGACUGCCAUGGGAGCGAAUGCCGCUGCUGCCAGCGAUGUGAUGCGGCUGUAUGUGCGAAUGGGGACCGUGAUGCUCCUCGGCUCGCUUGCGCAGCCGCGCAAAGUCCGAUUCGAAUUUGAGCGCUGCGUGUCCGUGGGGACGGUGAUGCCCGAAGUCGCGUCCGCGAGCGAUGUUGGUGUGGCUGAGAAUUCCCCAAAGUCACACCAACAUAGCGUGCCCGAAGUCGCGUCCGCGAGCGGCGGCGGAGGAGGUGCGGUGGACGCGCUGCUGUUGUGGGACGUGUUUUUGGGUGACGCGCUUUUCCAGCGCACGGUGUGCGACGCGGUGCAGCUGUUCGCGUCGCCCGACUGCUCGGGUGCUGCAGCGGCAGAGUACCAAAACACGGUUUACCACACAAGGGACAUGAGUGCAUUCAAGAUGGACACAUCAGUGAAGUCCAUCCGCUGCGUUCUCGACUACAUCUGCAGCCGUGUCAAGUGCCCGGCACACUCCACGUGCAUCAAGACAAACGACAGCAUGGAGGUGGCAUGCCAGUGCGCCCAGGGCUACCGGGAAGUCUACGGCAAAUGCAAGCCCCAAGAACCUUCAACCGAAU